Molecule: messenger RNA, 744 nt
Organism: Varanus komodoensis (Komodo dragon)
Lineage: Eukaryota; Metazoa; Chordata; Lepidosauria; Squamata; Varanidae
Gene: C1QL4
Product: complement C1q like 4
Exons: 2
Coding region: 1-744 (247 amino acids)
Molecular function (GO): protein binding
Source: RefSeq, a predicted model, not a curated record
AUGGUGCUGGUUCUCCUGGUGGCCAUCCCCUUGCUGGUGCACAGCUCCAAAACCACUUCCCACUAUGAGAUGCUGGGCAGCUGCCGGAUGGUGUGUGACCCCUACACACCCCAAACCCACGGGGCAGCUUCGGCAGAGGCAAGCCAGGAGUUGGCCGUCAUCUCACCGCCUCCUUACAUCUCUGGAGGGAAAGGAGACCCGGGCAGGAGAGGCAAGUCUGGAAUCCGCGGGCCACCAGGGCCACCAGGGCCACCAGGGCCCAGAGGGCCAGCCGGAGAGCCAGGGAGGCCUGGACCCCCGGGCCCGCCUGGUCCGGGGCCUGGGGGUUACAUCCCAUCCUUCUACAGCCCUAAGAUCGCCUUUUAUGCAGGACUGAAGAAACCACACGAAGGGUACGAGAUCCUACGCUUUGAUGACGUGGUGACCAAUGUGGGGAACUACUAUGAACCGUCCAGUGGCAAGUUCACCUGCCCUCUCCCUGGCAUCUACUUCUUCACCUACCAUGUGCUCAUGCGUGGUGGCGAUGGCACCAGCAUGUGGGCAGACCUGAUGAAAAAUGGGCAGGUCCGGGCCAGUGCCAUUGCACAGGAUGCUGACCAGAACUAUGAUUAUGCGAGCAACAGCGUGAUCCUGCACCUAGAUGUGGGCGAUGAAGUCUUCAUCAAGCUGGAUGGAGGGAAGGUGCAUGGGGGCAACACCAACAAGUACAGCACCUUCUCGGGGUUCAUCAUCUACCCGGAUUGA